This is a messenger RNA of Mercurialis annua (annual mercury), 1155 nucleotides long. RefSeq lists its product as uncharacterized. NCBI's taxonomy places the organism in Eukaryota, Viridiplantae, Streptophyta, Magnoliopsida, Malpighiales, Euphorbiaceae. Bases 1 to 1155 code for a protein of 384 amino acids. The record is from RefSeq and is a predicted model, not a curated record. The transcript has a single exon.
AUGAAAAAAAUUUCUAUGAGAUUUUGCAACUCCAAAUCAAUAAUAUUCUCUUUUAUACUUUUUGUUGCUAUAAUUUUUAUCUUGUACACGAACUCAUUAGUGCACGAGAGUCAUGAAAUCAAGUCCAAGAAACAAGCUCAAACUCAAAAUUCAGAUUCUCUUAUUGCUCCUAAAAAUGUUACUGUAGAAGAAAGAAUUAAGUGGUUCAAGAAAAAGUUGCCAGAUUUUCAGAUUUUCAAAUCGAACGGGUUCACUCAACGAUUUCACAUUCGAGUUACGGAAAUUAUGGAAGACAAUAAUUGCGAAGUUCAUUUUUUCAUGACAUGGAUUGCACCUAUUGAAUCAUUUGGAAGGAGACAGUUUUUAGGUAUGGAUACUCUUUUCAAAGUGCACCCUAAUGGAUGCUUAAUCAUUAUUUCAGAAACAUUAGACUCCUUACAAGGGAGGAGGAUCUUGAAACCAUUAGUUGUAUUAGGGUUUAAAGUUCGCGCAGUUACACCCGACUUGCCUAGUUUGUUCAACAACACUCCGGCGGAAACAUGGCUCAACGAGAUAACCAGUGGCGUAAAGGAUCCCGGUGAAGUCCCAUUGUCUCAGAACCUUUCCAAUCUCAUUCGACUCGUUGCGAUAUAUAAGUAUGGGGGCGUGUAUUUGGAUACAGAUUUCAUUAUUUUGAAAAGUUUUUCGGGGCUUCGAAAUUCGAUAGGCGGGCAAACUAUUGACGACGUAUCCAAAAUAUGGACGUUCAACAAUGCUGUUUUAAUCUUUGAUAGGAGUCAUCCACUUGUAUACCGUUUCAUACAUGAAUUUGCUGCAACGUUCGAUGGAAAUAAAUGGGGACACAAUGGACCUAAAUUGGUGUCAAGAGUAGCUCAAAAAUUGGCCCAAAAACCUGAGUUUAAUUUCACUGUGAUGCCGGCAACAUCAUUUUACCCCAUAGAGUGGAGUUUGAUGGAAAGGUUUUACAAGAAACCAGAAAAUUCAUCUGAUUUAAGAUGGGUUCAAAAGAUGGUGAUUGAGCUUAUAAGUGGAGAUGUUUAUGCAGUUCACUUGUGGAAUAAAUUCAGUCAAAUAGUUCCAAUUGAAGAUGGGAGUGCCAUGGCAAUAUUAAUCUCUCAUUCUUGUGUCAUUUGUGAUUACAUUUAUACACCUUGA